AUGUCUUACUCAGCCGACAUUAGUUCGUCAGAGAGCUCUUCUGAAAACAACGAGAAGACAAGGACAGAAAAGUCAAAACACAAACACGAAAAAAUGUCUAAUUUAAAAACAAACACAUCUAUUAUUCCAAUAUUCCCUAAGCAGCCCUCGAAAUCUCAGAAAAAUGUUAAAGGCAAUAAAUACGAAAAAUUUAAUAAAUAUGAACAACAGAGAUUGCUAGAAAGUAAGAGAUCUAGAAGCAGCUCUAAUUCAAGAGAAAGAGUUAGAAAAAGGCCGAGGUCCGAAUCGGAGGACGAGGAACUUGCUGAAAUUAGAAAAAGAAGGCAAAGAUGUGAAGCGGAGUUUGCUGAAAUAUCUAGAAAAUUGGAAUUAGAAAGUACCCCACUAUCGAGAAUUAAGCAGGACGGACUAGACAAUUUUAUAGUAAAUAUUAAACUUAUACCUAUUGGUAAAUCUAAACAAUUUGGUGAUCAAUUGAUAAGGAUGAGAGUAAAAGAUUUUAAGCUUUUUUUGAUUAUGAAAGACAUAAAUUGUGGAAAAUUCGUUAAAAUUAUCUGUACUGGAUAUACUAUGCCAGCCUAA
Molecule: messenger RNA, 582 nt
Organism: Diabrotica balteata
Lineage: Eukaryota; Metazoa; Arthropoda; Insecta; Coleoptera; Chrysomelidae
Source: the annotation of a GenBank genome assembly